This is a messenger RNA of Rhinopithecus roxellana (golden snub-nosed monkey), 3891 nucleotides long. RefSeq names its product Rho GTPase activating protein 6 (gene ARHGAP6). The transcript is spliced from 13 exons. The coding region runs from base 170 to 2569 and encodes 799 amino acids. Gene Ontology annotation, biological process: signal transduction. Gene Ontology annotation, molecular function: phospholipase binding; phospholipase activator activity. Lineage: Eukaryota; Metazoa; Chordata; Mammalia; Primates; Cercopithecidae. The record is from RefSeq and is a predicted model, not a curated record.
GCUCUGCGGCGGGACGCUGUGUCAGGGGCGCUUUGCAUAGCACUCCGCACGCACGGAGCAGGGCUCUCGCCCCGAGGCUGCCCCGGGAUGGCAGUGAAGUACGGGGAACUCAGAGAGACACCGUGACCCCAGGCUGAGCCCGAGGCGCGCCACUCCUCCCGGAGGCGACAUGGGGCACCCGGUGUACCGCGGCGAGAAGCCCCAGCUGCACUACGCGGGUGAUUUCACCUGGAACAGCAUGUCAGGCCGCAGUGUACGGCUGAGGUCAGUCCCCAUCCAGAGUCUCUCAGAGCUGGAGAGGGCCCGGCUGCAGGAAGUGGCUUUUUAUCAGUUGCAACAGGACUGUGACCUGAGCUGUCAGAUCACCAUUCCCAAAGAUGGACAAAAGAGAAAGAAAUCUUUAAGAAAGAAACUGGAUUCACUAGGAAAGGAGAAAAACAAAGACAAAGAAUUCAUCCCGCAGGCAUUUGGAAUGCCCUUAUCCCAAGUCAUUGCGAAUGACAGGGCCUAUAAACUCAAGCAGGACUUGCAGAGGGAUGAGCAGAAAGAUGCAUCUGACUUUGUGGCUUCCCUCCUCCCAUUUGGAAAUAAAAGACAAAACAAAGAACUCUCAAGCAGUAACUCAUCUCUCAGCUCAACCUCAGAAACACCGAAUGAGUCAACGUCCCCAAACACCCCGGAACCGGCUCCUCGGGCUAGGAGGAGGGGUGCCAUGUCAGUGGAUUCUAUCACGGAUCUUGAUGACAAUCAGUCUCGACUACUAGAAGCUUUACAACUUUCCUUGCCUGUUGAGGCUCAAAGUAAAAAAGAAAAAGCCAGAGAUAAGAAACUCAGUCUGAAUCCUAUUUACAGACAGGUCCCUAGGCUGGUGGACAGCUGCUGUCAGCAUCUAGAAAAACAUGGCCUCCAGACAGUGGGGAUAUUCCGAGUUGGAAGCUCAAAAAAGAGAGUGAGACAAUUACGUGAGGAAUUUGACCGUGGGAUUGAUGUCUCUCUGGAGGAGGAGCACAGUGUUCAUGAUGUGGCAGCCUUGCUCAAAGAGUUCCUGAGGGACAUGCCGGACCCCCUUCUCACCAGGGAGCUGUACACAGCUUUCAUCAACACUCUCUUAUUGGAGCCAGAGGAACAGCUGGGCACCUUGCAGCUCCUCAUAUACCUUCUACCUCCCUGCAAUUGUGACACCCUCCACCGCCUCCUACAGUUCCUCUCCAUCGUUGCCAGGCACGCCGAUGACAACAUCAGCAAAGAUGGGCAAGAGGUCACUGGGAAUAAAAUGACAUCUCUAAACUUAGCCACCAUAUUUGGACCCAACCUGCUGCACAAGCAGAAGUCAUCAGACAAAGAAUUCUCGGUCCAGAGUUCAGCCCGGGCUGAGGAGAGCACGGCCAUCAUUGCUGUGGUGCAAAAGAUGAUUGAAAAUUAUGAAGCCCUGUUCAUGGUUCCCCCAGAUCUCCAGAACGAAGUGCUGAUCAGCCUGUUAGAGACUGAUCCUGAUGUCGUGGACUAUUUACUCAGAAGAAAGGCUUCCCAGUCAUCAAGCCCUGACAUGCUGCAGUCGGAAGUUUCCUUUUCCGUGGGAGGGAGGCAUUCAUCUACAGACUCCAACAAGGCCUCCAGCGGAGACAUCUCCCCUUAUGACAACAACUCCCCAGUGCUGUCUGAGCGCUCCCUGCUGGCUAUGCAAGAGGACGCAGCCCCGGGGGGCUCAGAGAAGCUUUACAAAGUGCCAGGGCAGUUUAUGCUGGUGGGCCACUUGUCGUCGUCAAAGUCAAGGGAAAGUUCUCCUGGACCAAGGCUUGGGAAAGAUGUGUCAGAGGAGCCUUUCAAUAUCUGGGGAACUUGGCAUUCAACAUUAAAAAGCGGAUCCAAAGACCCAGGAAUGACAGGUUCCUCUGGAGACAUUUUUGAAAGAAGCUCCCUAAGAGCGGGGCCUUGCUCCCUUUCUCAAGGGAACCUGUCCCCGAAUUGGCCUCGGUGGCAGGGGAGCCCCGCAGAGCUGGACAGCGACACGCAGGUGGCUCGGAGGACUCAGCCCGCAGCCCCCGCGACAGAGGGCAGGGGCAGGGCCCACCCUGCGGUGUCGCGCGCCUGCAGCACUCCCCAUGUCCAGGUGGCAGGGAAAGCCGAGCGGCCCAUGGCCGGAUCGGAGCAGUACUUGACCCUGAGCGGCGCCCACGACCUCAGCGAGAGUGAGCUGGAUGUGGCCGGGCUGCAGAGCCGGGCCUCACCUCAGUGCCAAAGACCCCGUGGGAGCGGGAGGGAUGACAAGCGGCCCCCACCUCCAUACCCGGGCCCGGGGAAACCCGCGGCGGCGGGGACGGUGGCGGCCCGGAUCCAGGGGCCCCCGGAAGGCGUGGGGACAGCCACGGACCAGGGAGGCCAAGCAGCCGAGCGAGAGCAGCAGGUCACGCAGAAAAAACUGAGCAGCGCCAACUCCCUGCCAGCAGGUGAGCAGGACAGUCCGCGCCUGGGGGACGCUGGCUGGCUCGACUGGCAGAGAGAGCGCUGGCAGAUCUGGGAGCUCCUGUCCGCCGACAACCCCGAUGCCCUGCCGGAGACGCUGGUCUGAGCCUGUGCCCAGCCAAGACCCCAUGCCCCACGCCCCCCGCCCUCCAGCCCAGGGUGGACCGUGGGUGGUGGCCACUGGCACAUUUAGUGUUCUUCUUUCACGCUUCUCAAAAGCGACACAAGAGAAAUCCAGUUCACCUACAGAGGUAGAGCACUCACGCCCCCGCCAUUGAGAAUAAGGUUCCAUUGCGUAGCCAGCCUUAGGAAAACAAACAGAACCCAAACCAGAUGGCAAUGUCCAAUCUAAAAACGUCCCUUUUGGCUCUAUAAUAUAAGAUACAACUCUUGCUUUGGUAUAGCCUAACAGUAUUUAUGUGUCUUCAGUUUUGACUAUUGUAUAUUCUGUAACAGAUUAUGUAUAAUCAUAUAUGAUAUAUUCACAAAGAGAAAACAAAAGGAACAAUUAAAAAAAAACACUUCACUUACAUUAAGCAAUGAGAUAUACUAAACAAUGAGAUUCUAUAGAAUGUUCUAGAAUAUGCACAAGCAGGUUUCUGUGCUUUUGCCAUAGCUUUAUAACUGGGGAUAACCCUUACGUCAAUACCUAAUGAAAAUACUAACAAGAUGAAACAAUAUGAGAAGCCAUAUUUUUAUAUAGGAGUCAGAUACAAAAAGAAAACUCACUGAAUGGUUUUUGAUAUUGAAUACGUUUUCAGGAAAAUGCUAAAUCUGAUAGAUUAUGAAAUAUAUUUUUAGAACUUGUUUAGAAAGGAUUCAGUUAACCAAACAAGAAAAAGGCAGUGCCUCACAAAGAAAUUAAGAAGUUGUCCGUCCCACAUUACAUCAAAUUCAGUUUUAUAUAGGCCAUAUAUAAUAUAUAUUUAUAAUGUAUAAUUUUUAUGUAUUUUUAAAAACUACAAACUGGAAUCCCACUAUAAAGUGUUUAAGAAUCUACAUAGAAUAUUCAAACUAUAGAACAUGUUUUUCCCUUUGCCCCAUAAUCAGUAUUUGCCAAAUUACAUGCAAUUCUUUAAAACCUAAAUCACAUUUGGUAGAAAGCCUACAGCUUUGUACUUACAUUGUGCCAAAGGCUGAGGAAAUGUUUUCUUUCGUAAUUUUAUAUGUAUUGUAAAAUGUUCUACCGUACUUUAGUAGUUUGAAGUUUUUCAAGUGCAUAACUAUUUUUGACCAGCAGAUGGCGAUACGCUUCAGUAUUUUAUGCAAUUUUUUUUCACUUCUGAAGGGACAGUGUAUCAUAAAAAAAGAUUUUUUUUUUUUUUUAAAUAAAACAUGCUACUCUUAAUUUUCAUGUUGGUGAUGAAAUUUCCAGUGCUGUUUCUUAAGGUUCUAUCUUGUGCCAUGAUGAAUAAAAAGUUAAGCAAA